AUGGAGCAAGCGAGACCUAACUGGACUCUAAUUGCUGGAUGUUCAGAAGGACAAACCGUAUCAGGAAAGACAAAUUACGAUAAUUACGUGUUUUGGUCACAUCCUGUUGAUGUUCAUUACAUAACAAAAGGAAUUCCAGGGUGGCCCAAGAUAAGUUUUCACGAUUUUAUUUCCCCGACAACUGAUGUGUCAUUAACAGUUUUCGAUUUGAUAUAUGAUGACGAUAACGUUUCGGAGACAUAUGGAUCCACAACUGAAACAUUGUUUACCAGCACGGAAUUAGAUAAUGUCACAGAGAUUACUUUGUUUGAAAAGACUUCCACAACUAUCAAACCGAACGUAGCUGUAAAUAAAAUAAGAAAUAAGGAUAAAUGUUUCUGCGAUUUGUUGUACAAGCAAUGUGACCUUCAUUGUUGUUGUGACGUUGAGUGUACAGCAAAAGAAAAAGAAUUGUUUGGCCAGUGCAAACCAGAAACUCUGAUAAGUCGUAAAAAAGAAUCCUGGGAACAGUUUAAAUGUGAUGCUGAUGGUAUUGAAGGCUUCAAUAGUUUUUUCUGCAUAGUUAAAACAAACUUGCCUGAAAAAAGGAUUAUAAUUAAACAGAAGAUUAAUAAAGUACUAAUUAAAGAUGCGUUUUUAUGGCAUGAUAAUUAUAAAACAGCAACUUCUCAUGACUUCAAAAGAAACUUCUAUAGUAAUGAUGACCUUGUUUGGGUUUUAAGGAACAAAUCCGUAGAUCAUUUGGAUUUGCCAGCUUCUAUAACAAACAACUAUUGCAAUGUCCGACGCCCAAUGAAAUUUUUGAGGAACGAAAAAAUUACCUGUCAACUAAAAUACAAAGAUCUUGAAAUGUUUCGUGUUCUUAAAACGGUCGAACAAUCCGCAGUUAUCAGUGUCACCAAUCAUUCGUUGAACAACACUCAUAUGAAUUGCUCGUCCCUUUAUUGCAGUAACUGGACAAUCACUUACUGCGACGACCAGGACUGUGUAUCUUAUAACAAAAGCUUACACGAACCGAAAUGCACGGACAGUUGGUGCAGCAAUGUAGCUCAGAAGUUAGAGUAUGUCUUCCACGUUUUCGACACGAAAAUUGUCAGUGCCGAAAUCAAGUUGUACGCUCAAAGGGUGCCGGUCACAUUAAAAUAUAUGACGCAAGAAGUCAACGUGCAGUUCCUCAUGGGGAACGCUUCAAUUGUAAGACCUGUGAAGUUGAGCGGGAACCCCGGAUACGUAAUGGGCUUGCCUAUAAUCGUGUCGUUCGCAGAGACCAACCACACCUAUCACUUUUUUAACAAAAGUACAGAAAACGUACUGUCUUUGCCCAGCAACAGCGGCGGCGCUUGCGUUAAAUCUCGAAUCACGAAGAAGGACCUACAGUUUGGUUACAACAAGAGAAUGAAAUGCAAAAUUUCUAUUAGGUUAAAACCUUUUACCAAUGGCACGGAAGCUUGCACUAGCGUCCAGAGCCAUAUCGAUAAAAUGCUGUCGGUCGAUCGCAAAACGUAUAUUUCGCCAUACGUAAGAGACAGACUAUACGGGGAGGGGAAAGGAGAGGGGGGUCCCGAG
Messenger RNA from Iphiclides podalirius (scarce swallowtail), 1566 nucleotides. Lineage: Eukaryota; Metazoa; Arthropoda; Insecta; Lepidoptera; Papilionidae. The record is from the annotation of a GenBank genome assembly.